AUGCAGUGGGAGUUCUUCCUCACCCUCCUCCUAUUUAACAGUCUGUGGCUAAUUGAAGCCUCCACAUCCUCUUCCUCUGAGGAAGAUGAUGGCAGCAGUGAGCAGGAUGAAGAACAUCACAAAACUUCCUCACAUGGACACCACUGGAGCUAUAAUGAUCAGGAAGCUUGGUCUGCUGCGUUCCAGCACUGCAAUGGGAAAUCACAAUCUCCUAUCGAUGUUGAUACCAGUAAGACCAUUUUCACGCCUAGUCUCCCACCCAUUGUACUGGAGGGCUAUGAUCUGACAGACGCUCCUGCCCUGACACUGAUGAACAAUGGGCACACAUUGCAGCUCAGUCUUCCCAACAGCAUGCGUAUAGUCCGGGGUUUUGAUCAGGUCUACCUCGCUGCACAGCUACACUUCCACUGGGGCUCUGUUGAAGUCCCAGGUUCAGAACACACAAUUGACAAUGUUCACUUCCCUGCAGAGAUCCAUGUGGUUCAUUAUAACUCUAAGUAUGCUAGUCUCUCUGAGGCUGCCAGUAAACCUGAUGGACUGGCUGUGUUAGGAGGCUUCAUUGGGAUUGGUCUACAUGAGAAUGAGAACUACGAAAAAAUCCUUUCAGCACUGAGGGAUGUCAGUGCAGAAGAGUCAAACACCGAGAUUCCAGGUUUCAAUGUCCGCCAUUUGCUGCCUAAAAACCUGGAGAAAUUCUACAGGUACAAUGGAUCUCUGACAACACCACCCUGCUUCCAGACUGUCAACUGGACAAUCUUUAAUGAAACAAUCACAGUAUCAAGAAGACAGCUGGCAGCAUUAGAGGACACACUGAAAGCAGGACAAAACCAGCUCUUGUCUAAGAAUUUCAGAGCUCCACAGCUUCUGCAUGGAAGACGAGUCCAGGCAUCUUUCAUCUCCAAACCCAUCCCACAGAAUGGACUGUCAAGAGGAGAUACUCUGGCUAUAGUAUUUGGGGCUCUUUUUGCAGCCACUUUACUGGUAUUUGCAGUGUACGCAUGUACGCAGCGGAGAAAAUACUCAAAGUUUAAGAAUUCCUCUAAGCAGAAUGUCAUUUAUAAGCCAGCAAUCAAAGAAGAGGCAUAG
This is a messenger RNA of Chanos chanos (milkfish), 1086 nucleotides long. RefSeq names its product carbonic anhydrase IX (gene ca9). Gene Ontology annotation, molecular function: zinc ion binding; carbonate dehydratase activity. The transcript is spliced from 11 exons. Bases 1 to 1086 code for a protein of 361 amino acids. NCBI's taxonomy places the organism in Eukaryota, Metazoa, Chordata, Actinopteri, Gonorynchiformes, Chanidae. Gene Ontology annotation, cellular component: plasma membrane. The record is from RefSeq and is a predicted model, not a curated record.